Molecule: messenger RNA, 1965 nt
Organism: Salvia splendens (bonfire salvia)
Lineage: Eukaryota; Viridiplantae; Streptophyta; Magnoliopsida; Lamiales; Lamiaceae
Exons: 1
Coding region: 1-1965 (654 amino acids)
Source: RefSeq, a predicted model, not a curated record
AUGUUAUUUGAGCCCGUGGUGGCAGAUUGGAUCUGGAAUUAUUGUGCUAGCAACGAGUAUGUCACUUGGUAUGAGUUCCUGGAUGACGUUCGCCGCCGCUUCGACCCUCAAUGCUACACGAGGCAUGUGGGACUCCUGAAGAAACUCGUCCAAACGGGUACGGUUUAUGAUUACCAGCUGGCCUUUGAAAAAUUGCAAAAUAACACUGUUGGGGUGCCUGAUCAUGUUCUUCUGGAUUUGUAUGUGGCGGGUCUGAAGCAACCCUUGCAAGACGAGGUGUUGUUACACCAGCCAGCCACAUUGGCAAGUGCUUUCGCCCUGGCUGCUCAGCUAGCUGCCUGUCGGCCGGACCUCAGCCCCGCACCCCAGGUUGCGCAGCGCCGCCCUUGGCCCCCGCGUGACUCGCACCCAGUUGGUUCAGCGCCACCAGUAGCGACCCCAAGCCAGGCAUCGCCGGCUGUUUCGGGACGCCCAGGGCAGCACGUGCCCCGUUCAGAGGGCUCCAAGACGCCUAUCAUUCGGCUUUCGGCGGCUCAGAAGGCGGAACGCUCUCGUCUGGGCCUCUGCUACUAUUGUCCGGAAAAGUGGGUGACUGGACACGUAUGCAAGCAUCGAUUCCUCGCCUACAUGGGAGUCGAGGAUAACGAGGAUGACCCGCUUGAAGAUAAUGCCGAGGGAUUUUCUAAUGAAGUUAUUGCGGCGGAUCUGUCACAUCUUCACUCGAUGGACGGCACGAGGAGAUCGAAAUCUCUGACCUUGGCGGGCACGAUCGGGACGGAGCCGGUGCAGGUGCUAGUCGACACGGGCAGCUCGCAUGAUUUUCUCCACCCCCGCGUGGCCGAGAAGCUCCACCUUCCGCUCACAGCGGUGAAGCCGUUUCGAGUAUAUGUUGGGAAUGGGGAAUCAUUGUUGUGUUCCCACAUCUCCAGGGCCACCGAGUUGAUCAUGCAGGGCACGGAGUUUCUUAUUGACCUCCACAUUUUGCCGAUUCAUGGCCCAGAGGUGAUAUUGGGUAUGGAAUGGCUCGAGUCGUUGGGGCGUGUGACUACUGAUUUUGUCAAGAAAUCAAUGGAAUUUACUAGAGGCAAUGAGUUGGUGGUUCUCACGAGCGCAAACCCUGGCCCGCGUCAGAUCUCUCUCCGGUCCUUGACAUCUUUUGUGUCCCGGGUGUCAUUGUUCGAAAUGUACGAGGUAGUCCAGCUGCCUCCGUCAGCUGACCCUGCCGCGAAUGAUGCAGUUUUCCCUCCCGAUUUACCUCCACAAAUCCGCGAUGUGCUACAAGAACAUGCAACAGUUUUUAGUGUUCCGGUUGGCCUUCCACCGGCCCGCCAGUUUGACCAUCGCAUCCACCUUCUGCCGAAUUCCAAGCCAGUGAAUGUUCGUCCGUACCGCUACCCAUAUUUUCAGAAGAAUGAAAUUGAGAGACAGGUCCGGGACAUGUUGGAACAGGGGGUGAUUCAGCGCAGUCACAGCCCUUUCUCAUCACCGGUUCUCUUAGUUCGCAAAAAGGAUGGUACCUUCCGCUUCUGCAUCGACUACCGUGCCUUGAACAAGGCCACCGUUCCGGAUCAUUUUCCAAUUCCAACUGCGGACGAGUUAUUUGAUGAGUUGGGUGCAGCCCGGUUUUUCACAAAAUUAGAUCUCCGUUCGGGCUAUCAUCAGAUCAGGAUGCACGAGGCGGACACCUACAAAACCGUUUUUCGCACUCAUGACGGUCACUUUGAAUUCUUGGUGAUGCCGUUCGGACUUACCAACGCGCCAUCCACCUUCCAAUCAGCGAUGAAUUGUAUUUUCCAACAGUGGCUGCGGAGGUUUGUUAUUGUAUUUUUCGACGACAUCCUCGUCUACCGCCCCACUUUGGAAACCCACGCCUCUCACCUAGCUCAGGUAUUGGCGAUUCUGGAUAAACAGCAAUUUUUUGUUAAGAUGUCCAAAUGCAUAUUUUGCUGCACGUGGAUUAUUUAG